This is a messenger RNA of Didymodactylos carnosus, 1124 nucleotides long. The record is from the annotation of a GenBank genome assembly. Lineage: Eukaryota; Metazoa; Rotifera; Eurotatoria; Philodinida; Philodinidae.
AUGAUACUAAUCUUAUUAUUAACACCAUCAACAGCACAAAAUAAAAAUAGAUAUCAUUCCUUGAAAAAAUUAUAUUCAUGGACAAUAACAAAAAAUACAACAAUAAAUGAAAAUAAUGAACAUGAACAAGAAUUAACAAUGAAAUGUUUGUAUCAUUAUUUACAUUCAUUAAAAAUACAAGCAAUUGAUUUAUCUGAUAAAGUAUUAAUACAAUUAUAUGACGAAAAUAAAAUUCAUGAUGGUGAUAAUAUUGAAAAACGUCUAAAAAGAUUAUGUGAAUUUCUCAAUCAAAUAUUCGAUAAAGAUAAACGAUUAUUUAAAAAUUUAUUAUCAACAGCAAAUAAUGAAAAUCAACAAUAUUUGGUUAAAUUAUCGAAAAAGAUAUUAAAUCAUAACGAUACGGAUACAAAGAAAAUAGAAAAUGAUUUCGAUAUGGAAACAUGUUGUAUUCUAUUAACAACUGAAGACGAUAUAAAAUUAUUUUAUUCACGUAUUUGUACAUUUACAAAUUUAAUAUUUGUUGUUAUUGAUAUAGAUAAAAUACAUCAUCGUCUACGUAAAUUAAUAUUAAAUGAACAAGAUCAGUUAAGUAAAUUACAAACACAACAUGCAACAGUAUACUAUUUUUCAAGAGAAUUAACACUUAGAAAGAUCUCAACAUUAAUAAAAUUUGAUGAUAAUCAAACUGUUGAAGUACCAAUAUCCAAUAGAAAUAUAACAAUUACAGAAUUAUUAACAAAAUUUUCUAUGACAACAACAGCAACAAGUAAUGAAUAUAAAUAUUUGGCAACGAUGAAUACACAUCAAAUAAUUGAAAAUAAUCAAGAAAUUGUUUCGAAUUUAUGUGAAACAAAACUUUUACUUGUUAAAGAUGAAACAUGUUUAGUUUCAGUUGAAAAAUUAAGUAAAAAUUGUAAAAACAAAAAAAAUUAUAAACGUUUUUUAAUGAAUUCAACAAUAUCAGAUGUCUAUAAACAAUGUCAAAUUUCAAAUUUCAAAUGCAUUCAAUUUAAUUGUUCACACUCAAUCACAUGUGAACGUUUAUGUCAAAUAAGUUGUCUAUUAUUUAAAGAAAAUGUGGAAUUUUAUGCAUUAGAAUAUGAUGGAUCGGAAAUGGACGCCAC